Wyeomyia smithii (pitcher-plant mosquito) is the source of this 611-nucleotide messenger RNA. RefSeq names its product mediator of RNA polymerase II transcription subunit 11 (gene MED11). Bases 155 to 574 code for a protein of 139 amino acids. Gene Ontology annotation, cellular component: mediator complex. Gene Ontology annotation, biological process: regulation of transcription by RNA polymerase II. The record is from RefSeq and is a predicted model, not a curated record. Gene Ontology annotation, molecular function: transcription coregulator activity. The transcript has 2 exons. NCBI's taxonomy places the organism in Eukaryota, Metazoa, Arthropoda, Insecta, Diptera, Culicidae.
CCCCUAAUUUCGUUUCUCUUUUGCUUUCAGAAACGCGUCGGACAUUAUAAAUAUUCAAAACAAAAUUUAUUUAUAACAAAAUCAUUGUAUAGUUGCAAGAUUAGUUACUGCAGACAUAAAAUCCUUGUGUAAAAACAGUGAUUUCCUCUACAACAUGACGGCAAUUGAUAAAAUUCAAGUGUUGGACUCCAUCGAAAAGGAGCUGAUCAUAUGCCUACAAAGUGCAGGUCAAGCCUUGCUCGAGCUCAGUAAAGAGAAAACCAGCCAGAAAGCGACCGAAACCCACACCAAUCAGUUUCUGAAAUCGUUAAACUCAGUAGAAUCGAAGCUUUCCGAGCAGAUUAACUAUCUGACGCAGGUUUCCACCGGACAACCACACGAAGGCUCCGGUUACGCCGCGGCUAAGGUGCUCCAGAUGGCCUGGCAUCGCAUUCAGCAUGUCAAAUCACGCAUCAAGGAGCUGGAAGAGUGCAAGAUGAAAUACUCGAACCGAAUGCCACCGACGCAACAGCGAGUCGGUGCACCAGGACCGGGACAGCCGGGUGCUUCCAGUACGGGCGGUGUAAUGCUGUGAUUGGUUAGAGUAAAAAAACAGAGGUUUCGAUAGCAAA